Messenger RNA from Dunckerocampus dactyliophorus (ringed pipefish), 2600 nucleotides. It is a transcript of the gene notum1a, whose product is annotated as notum, palmitoleoyl-protein carboxylesterase a. The record is from RefSeq and is a predicted model, not a curated record. The transcript has 11 exons. NCBI's taxonomy places the organism in Eukaryota, Metazoa, Chordata, Actinopteri, Syngnathiformes, Syngnathidae. Gene Ontology annotation, molecular function: hydrolase activity. The coding region runs from base 153 to 1652 and encodes 499 amino acids.
GAGUGUGGAGUGGUGGACAAACGCUGGCGAACGGCUGAUUCCUGCAGGACUUUUGCAUUAAGGGACGCGCGGACAACUGUUGCAGAAAUAGAUCUGUCUCCUUCCAAUCAAGCUUCGGCGAGACGUUGCAUUUCACAGAAGGACGAUUAAAUAUGACUGCUGCUCGCAUUGCCUCAUCCCUUUUGCUCCUGCUACUGAUGCAGUCCGGAGCCGGCUUUUGCGCGCGGAGGUUCCGAGGUGGCCGCAACCCCCAACCACGACGCGCGCCGCCGCCGCCCACAUAUCGGGCGGCGAACAGCCGGGGCGACACCACGGAGAGCUUUCCACUGGAUUUCACCGCCGUGGAGGAGAACAUGGAUAACUUCAUGACGCAAGUCAAGAACCUGGCGCAGUCUCUGUACCCGUGCUCGGCGCAGAAGCUCGACCACGACAUGAGGCUGAACUUUUUGGAGAACGUUUCAGUCACCUGCAACGACGGAAGCCCUGCAGGGUUUUACCUGAAAGAAUCCAGAGGAAGCAGACGCUGGUUAAUAUUCCUGGAGGGCGGUUGGUACUGCUUCAACAAAGAGAACUGCGACAGCCGAUAUGAGACCAUGAGAAGGCUAAUGAGCUCGUCCAAGUGGCCUCAAACUAAAACAGGCACUGGGAUCCUGUCUCCACUGCCUGAGGAAAACCCUCACUGGUGGAAUGCCAACAUGGUGUUUAUCCCGUACUGCUCCAGCGACGUGUGGAGUGGCGCCACCACCAAAACAGAGCACAGUGGCUAUGCUUUUAUGGGCUCGCUGAUCAUUCAAGAGGUUGUAAAAACUUUGCUUAAAAAGGGCCUGGACAACGCCAAGGUUCUGCUUCUGGCCGGGAGCAGUGCUGGUGGGACGGGGGUCCUGCUGAACGUGGAUCGUGUGUCAGAGCUGCUGGAGGGACUGGGACACACCGCAAUACAAGUGCGGGGCCUGUCGGAUUCCGGCUGGUUCCUGGACAACAAGCAGUAUGACUUUACCGACUGCGUGGAUGCGGUCAGCUGUGCCCCCACCGAGACCAUCAAGAGAGGCAUCAAGUACUGGGGAGGAGUGGUACCAGAGAGGUGCAAACAAGCCAAUGAAGGAGAGGAGUGGAACUGUUUCUUUGGCUACAGAGUCUUCCCAACCAUAAAAAGUCCAGUUUUUGUGGUCCAAUGGCUGUUCGACGAAGCCCAGUUGACAGUGGACAACGUUCAGUUGACAGGACAACCAGUACAGGAAGGCCAGUGGCGCUACAUCCAAAAUCUGGGCAUUGAGCUAAGAAACACUCUAAAAGAUGUCCCGGCUAUGUUUGCUCCUGCAUGUCUCUCACAUGAAGUUAUCAUGAGAAAUUACUGGACCGACGUGCAGGUAAAAGGCACGUCCUUGCCCCGGGCUCUGCACUGCUGGGACCGCAGCCUCCAGGACAACAGGAACAACAAAGCCCCUCCUAAAGGCUGCCCCGUGCAUUUGAUUGACAGCUGCCCGUGGCCACACUGCAACCCUACCUGCCCCACCAUCCGAGACCAGUUCACGGGCCAGGAGAUGAAUGUCAUUCAGUUUCUCAUGCACAUGGGCUUCGACGUGCAGAAGAUGGCCCAGCAGCAGGGCAUGGAUCCCAGCAAGCUACUAGGCAUGCUUAGCAGCGGCAGCUAAGGGGACGGAUGACGUCGCCAAAACACACACUUACAGUAUGUUCAAGCUAAAGCCCAAGUAGGGUUGUGGCUGGUUUCUUUUUGGCCAGUAUCCAUACCUGAUACCUCCGAUCACCCUCUCUACCUAGUCUAAACCCAUCUGAUUUACUGUUUACUGUUGUUAUGAAUCUCAACAUCAAAAACAGGGCUUAUGCAUACCCCAUAAUCCUUCCCUAGCAAAUCACUACUGGUCACAAGUACUGGGGCUCCAGAUGAGGCAAAACUAUUUGCUACUUAACUUGGAAUCCAGUUUUAAGGAUCUUGAUGCUUUGCUUAAUAUCAUAGAUUGAAAUUAGCUGAAAACACUGCCCAGGUGCCCAGUGUCAACUGUAGCGUUUUUGAUUAGUUGUACACACACACACACACUCACCAUAGUGCCAUUUAAAGUGCCCCCCCCCCCCCCCCCCAUCCCCAAAACAUACUGUAGUCAUGUAAGGUACUUAUCAAUCCUCAGAUCAAUGCAAUGAGCAUCUAAAGGGAGACACAUGUUGUGUAUUGUACAUGUUUAGAGUAUUUGUAUAGAUUCUUUCAAGUGUUCACAACUCCAUUCUUAUAUUUCAUAAUAGAGAUCACCAUUUAAUAUAAUGGCAAUGCUGUAUGUCAUGAUGUCUUUAUCAGUGAUGUCUUUAAAAGACCUCAUUCUCACAUCAACCACCGAAGGAACGGUAUUACUAAUUGUAAUUUUAUUCUGUAACAUAUUUUUAACAGGAGAAACUACAUCGGUUAUUUACAUAUUUAUUUUGCUAUGUAAAUCAUAUUUAUAAGUGCUAUUUUUGCAGAGAAAUGAUUCUUUGUCAAUUGUAAAUACAUGGGUGUUUUUUUCUCUGUGUUGACUGCAUGUCUUUGUAUCAGACCAAAAAGAAAAGACACAUUACAUACAUACAAAGGAAUGCUGUCUUGUUGUUUUUCC